This is a messenger RNA of Polypterus senegalus (gray bichir), 877 nucleotides long. RefSeq lists its product as uncharacterized. The record is from RefSeq and is a predicted model, not a curated record. NCBI's taxonomy places the organism in Eukaryota, Metazoa, Chordata, Cladistia, Polypteriformes, Polypteridae. The transcript has a single exon. Bases 2 to 877 code for a protein of 291 amino acids.
UAUGCCGAGUUUACGAAGCAUUGAAAGACGUCUGUCAAAGGACUCUACAAAGGCAGCUGCAUACAAUGAAGAAAUUAAAAAAUUGGAGGAGGCUGGAUAUGUUGUUAAGUUACCAGCAGAAACAAUCACCUCCUCUGAAGAAUCUUGGUUUAUUCCUCACCAUCUGGUUCAGCAUAAUGGUAAGAACCGGGUUGUAUUCAAUUGCUCCUUUAAAUAUCAUGGACAUAGCCUGAAUGAAUACUUGCUCCCUGGGCCAGCCCUCAGUCCGUCCCUAUUAGGAGUGCUCUUACGUUUUAGGGAACAUCCUGUAGCAGUAGGUAGCGACAUUAAAGGAAUGUUUCACCAAAUCCGCCUUUUACCUGCAGAUAAACCUCUUCUCCGUUUUGUAUGGCGUAAUUUGGAAAGUAGCAUUUCCCCCCUUAUCUAUGAAUGGCAAGUACUUCCCUUUGGCACCACCUGUAGUCCUUGUUGUGCCAUUUUUGCUCUUCAACGACAUAUAAUGGACAACACUGAAUCAGGGGAUGAGAUCCGAUCCUUAGUUGAAAGGAACUUCUAUGUAGACAACUAUUUGCAGAGUCUACCAUCAACCCAGAGGGCAAAGCAACUGAUAGACAAACUAAGAGAUCUUUUGUUAAAUGGUGGAUUUGACCUUCGUCAAUGGACUAGCAAUUUUCCCAAGAUACUAGAACAUCUGCCACAAGAAGCUCGUUCAAUCAGUACAGAACUCUGGUUGUCUCAGGAUCGAUCAGAUUCCACAGAAUCCACUUUAGGCUUGAAGUGGCAUUGUUCCUCAGACACGUUCAAGUACAAGUCUCAUCCAGUGCAGAAGACAAUGGUUACUAUGCCACAUAUACAGAGUACUCGCCAGUCAGUAUGA